Molecule: messenger RNA, 1585 nt
Organism: Daldinia vernicosa
Lineage: Eukaryota; Fungi; Ascomycota; Sordariomycetes; Xylariales; Hypoxylaceae
Product: ubiquitin conjugating enzyme
Exons: 4
Coding region: 538-1002 (154 amino acids)
Biological process (GO): protein polyubiquitination; proteasome-mediated ubiquitin-dependent protein catabolic process
Cellular component (GO): nucleus
Molecular function (GO): ubiquitin conjugating enzyme activity
Source: RefSeq, a predicted model, not a curated record
CGCUAACGGAAGGAGUCAUCUGCGAGGCGCUUAUUUAUCGAUAACCAGGAUCCAUAGGAUGCUCAUGUAGGUAGGUCGGUAUAAAUACCAACGUCACCUGGCAGUCAGGCCGAAUACUACGCGCCUACUUCAGGUAGCUUUGUUGAAACUUGACUUUGCGGGGCAACUUUAAUUUCGAGCUUUAGGGGACCUUCACUUGCUGUUUCCUGCAAUAAAAUCAUACAAUAUCAAACAGAUCGGUCAAUUUCUUCCCUUGGACCUGCCGUCUUUGGUCUCGGAGGAGCUUAGGUUAGACAGACAAUGUGCACUUCAAUUUGACGUUAGCUACUCCAAUCCACAAGAAUUUCCUUUACUGCUGUCUCCCUAACUGCCCCCGAUCGCUUAAUGCCCUUUCGGGUUGCUUCGAAGUCCGCUUAAGUUUGGUGAACAACUCAAAUCGCGGGGGUUAACCUAAUAAGCGGUAAAGUCGAACAACGCCACUCAACGUUGAACAUCAACCUACUUGCGCCUCUUCGCGUGCCUGUUCCCCGUGCCAAAAUGGCCAACUUGGGUCCUAGGAGGCUGACAAAGGAGCUAGCUAAGAUCUCGAAUAGCUUGCCUCCCGGUAUUGCGUUAGUCUCUGCAGAUAACCUUGAAGAGUGGUUUCUCGACAUCCAAGUUCUGGACCAGAAUCCUAUCUAUGCAGGCCAGACAUACCGUCUCAAGUUCAAGUUCAGCACCUCGUAUCCCAUUGAACCCCCCGAGGUGACCUUUGUGAAGCUAGAAACCCGCCCGAUACCCAUGCACCCUCACAUCUACUCCAAUGGAAUCAUAUGUCUCGACUUACUUGGGUCGCAAGGAUGGAGCCCUGUCCAGAACGUGGAGAGCGUAUGCAUGAGCAUCCAGAGCAUGUUGACAGGAAACACCAAGAACGAGCGUCCACCCGGCGACGAAGAAUUUGUACGCGGAAACCGCUUGCGACCUCGAGACAUCGAUUUCUAUUAUCACGAUAACACCGUAUAAAAGCAUUGUGUCUAUCUAUAUUUCCUGGUAGGAUACCAGUGGCGGUUUCACGGCUUGGCGGUUCUCUGACACUCGAAAUACAUCGUUUCACUUGCAUAACUGUUGCCUGGACUAGAUUCGCGAAGCGUUAGGUACCUCUUUAUUGGACACCUAAAGGUAUAGGAGAUUCAUCCAGUCAGGCCGAAUCCUCUGAUGAUAUUAGCAGCAUGAAGCUGAUAGGUAUUGCGUGGAUAGGUAGCAUGCGAUCGUCCAUAUGAGACAUCUACAUUAUACAUAGGAGCAAAGAUUCCUUUACAAUUGGCAUUUUACGACUACAAUAAUGGUCAUUCGUUCUGAGUGAUUAUACCUUGGCUUUGCGAUUCCGAUUAUUACUUGAGCAAAUCGUGACGCCGAGGUCCAUGCAUAACAUUUCGAUAGUCUUCCUAGCAUAAGGGUGUAGCUAGAUGUCGCUUCUUUGUAGAAUUCAAACAAUAUUGCCUUUUUCAGCCAAAUUAAUAUCUUACGACCACGCAGCUAUUCACAAGACAAUGAUAGAUGCAUACGACAAUAAGACAGAUCCUAGCAGUGAUGGCUCAAGUAUGGC